AUGGUCUCCAAGGUCAUGGCGAACACCAAGAACGGCCUGGAAUCCACAGACGAGAGCUCUCCUUCAGUCAUUGAAGAAAAGAAAAAGAAACAUAAGAAAAAAGGCAAAGUGUCUGUGGUUGUUCCGGACCGUUCAACCAAUCCUUUCCAUUUGUCUGGGAACGUGGAUUUCUUCCUGCUCAGAGAUCAGGAGCGGGAUAAGUUUCACGCAGAGCGGCAGAAGAAGAAGAUGCUGCAGUUGCACCAGAAGAUGACCUACUCAUCCAAAGUGUUGGCCAAGCACACCAGCCUGCUGCAUGAGCUGCAGCUGCAGGACCGGGCUGAUGACGAGGACGCGCGUGCCCUGGCCGAGGCCCAGCAGAUGAGCGCCUUCCAGGAGGACCACACCGCCUGGAAGCUGGCCAUGACCAAAGAAAAGAAAGAGGGUUCUGACAGCAUCUACAAGUACAUCAACCAGAAGCGGCAAAUGUUCCUCCUCCAGUAUGCCCUGGAUAUGAAGCGGAGCGAGAUCCAGCGGUUGGAGAUGCUGGCAACAAAGGAGGAGGCAGAGCUGGAGCGGGCUGAGAAGUCCCUGGAGAAGGAUUCGACCCUGUUCGAUGAGUUCCUCAGGGAGAAUGACCGCAGCUCAGUGCAGGCCCUGAAAGAGGCAGAAAAGGAGACCAAAGUGAAGAUAGAGAAGAUCACUGAAAUCAGAGAUCUGACCACCCAGAUCAUGAAUAUCAAAAGCGAAAUCUCCAGAUUUGAAGACACUCUGCAACAUUACAAGGUCUGCAAGAAUUUCCUGUACAAGCUGUCGCCCAAGGACUGGCUGGAGGAACAAGAGAAGAAGCACUUGGCUCUCAGACAGGCCAAGGAGGCCGCCAAGGCCAAGGAGAACGCUCAGUUGUCACAAGGUGACAAAGGACCGGGGACCAAGGGCAAGAUAAGCUCCAAAGAAGUGCAAAGCCCAAGGAAGCCCUGGAAAGUGCUGAAGGUGAUCCAGGUAGGGCAGGUGCUGACCAGCUCCGGCCAUCAUGACCAUCAGCCUGGGUCGGACUCCAAAAAGUCCAGCUCUUCUACCUUACCCAAGGAAGAGGACCCAGACAGUGACGGGGAGGGGCUGGAGCUGUACUUCAAGGAGCCCCACCAGCUCCUGGAAGUCUUUACAAACCUGGAGGAGCAGAACCUCUCGCUGAUCCAGAACACACAGGAGAUGGAGGAGGCCCUGGAGGAGCUGAGCUUCACCCUGAAAAAUACCCAGAUCCGCAUGGAUAGGGAGGUCAACCAGCUGAAGCAGUGGAUCACCACACUGAUGAUGUCCAUCACCAAGGAGGAGGAGACAGCUGCUGAGCUGGAGCUCAAAGCCCGAGUCUUCCAUUUCGGCGAGUACAAGGGCGCACAGGAGGACAAGCUGCUGGAGAGCCUCAACCGCAAGGUGCAGGACGUGUACCGGCAAUGUGUGGGUCCCCAGCAGGAGUCCAGCCUGGGCACCGUGCAGAUGCUGACCGUCAUCGAACACCAGCUGGACGAGCUGCUUGAGAACCUGGAGCGUGUGCCCCAGAUCAAGAUCGAGCAGGCCGAGAAGGCCAAGGAGAAGGAGCGGCGCCAGAGACUCCGGGAAGAGAAAGCCAGGAUACAGAAGCAGCUGCAAGAGGAGCGUCUCCAACGGGCCCAAGCCCGGGCCCAGGCUGAGAUCAAGAAGAAGAGAGGCAGAAAGCUGGUGUCCCGCUCCGAGCCCCCGGCCCUGAAAACCAAGGAGGAGCCUGAGCAGGAGCUGCUGGACAAGGAGAAGGAGGAGCACCUGUUCUUCUUCACCUAG
This is a messenger RNA of Myotis lucifugus (little brown bat), 1797 nucleotides long. RefSeq names its product cilia and flagella associated protein 100 (gene CFAP100). Gene Ontology annotation, cellular component: ciliary basal body. The transcript is spliced from 16 exons. Lineage: Eukaryota; Metazoa; Chordata; Mammalia; Chiroptera; Vespertilionidae. The record is from RefSeq and is a predicted model, not a curated record. Bases 1 to 1797 code for a protein of 598 amino acids.